AUGUUUUCUUUCCUGCCGCGACCGCUGGAGAAUGCCUGCACCGAGAUCAUCAAAGCCUGCAAUGCAGAGGGGGUUGAAGAUGACGACGAUGAGGCAGACGAGGAGCAGGCUGGCCAGGAUCACGUGUUCUCCUUCUACGAUGAGCUCGCGCAGGAGGAGCAGCGAGAGCUGGACGACCAGUUUGAUCGAAUCAAUGCCCAGGAGUUCGAAAACGCCUGGGCUCAUAGCGUGGACGAAGUCAGCUUCGCGGAGCAAGGCAUCCAGACAGUGCCGCCGUGCCUGAUGAACUGGGAUCUCAAAAGACCUCCAAAGCUACAGCCAGGUGCCAACCUCACCAAGCUUUCCGAUGUUAGCGAGAGGAAGUGGACAGCAUGGCAGACCUUGGGCCUUGAGAUGUACUCCCGCGACAGGGUGGCGAUCGUGAUCAUGUCCGGUGGGAGAGAUUCCCGCAUUGGUGGACAAGUUCCCAAGGGUGCUUUAGAUGUGGGGCUCCUUUCGCACAAGUCGAUCUUCCAGCUGUACAUCGAGAGAAUUAGAAGGCUGCAGCACCUAGUUCAGCGGAAAUUCAAGAAGGCUGUCUUCAUUCCUGUGUACAUAAUGUGCAACCGCGACAACAAAGAAAUCAUUGAAGACUUCUUCCGUGAGAAUGAGUUCUUCGGUAUACGAGAGCAGGACGUUCUUUUCUUCGCGCAGGGAGACUACCCAAUCUGCGACAAACGCGGAAAGUACCUGCUCGAAGAAAAACACAAAAUAGCUGUGAACCCAAAUGGCAACGGCGGCAUCUUUCGAGCGUUGGUAGAGGAGGGAAUGGUCUCUGACAUGAAGAGCAGGGGUGUGACGAGCAUCUAUGUCUGCAGCAUCGACAACGUCCUGGCCAAGGUUGGCGAUCCCAUCUUCAUUGGGUUUUGCGACACUUGCAAGGCAGAUGCUGGCAUCAAGACCAUGGAGAAGGUGCUUCCAGAGGAGCACUAUGGCAUCUUCUGUUCCCAGCUCUACAGGGACGUCUUUGAAGACGUUGACGGAGACGGCAAACUUGAUUCUGUCUCCAAAGUCAAAGCAGCCGUCCUGGAAUUCUUUGAAAUUCCAGAGGACUUGAAGAAGCGCCGCAAGCAGGCAGGAUCUGGCGGGAUGCCGCUAGAACUCAGCGCCGGCAACUUGUCCCAGUAUUUCUUCAAGAUCGACUUUGUCAAAAAGGUUGCGCAGCUGCGCUGGAAGAAGUGGCAUUUCAUCCCCAAGGCUAUGCCUUACAUCGACCUCAAACUUGGUCAGAAGGUGGAACCGCCCAAGCAGGAUCGAAACGCCCGGCGGAUGGAGAUGUUCAUCUUUGAUUCCUUCCACCUGUGCAAAAGUGUUGUGGCUCUCCAGGUGCCGCGGACGGAGUACGCAUUGGUGAAGAACGUUUCAGGGCCAGACUCUCCGCAGACUGCUGUGCAGGCAGUUGGUCAGCUCCACCAACACUGGAUCAUUCGUGCGGGCGGAUCCUUUGUGGAUGCUAAAGUGGCCGGCGAGACUGAAGACCUGAAGUGUGAGAUCUCACCCUUGGUCUCUUAUGAUGGGGAGGAUUUGGAGGGUCAGUUUCUGAGACCUCUUGCAUUGCCUUUCUACUUGCCGUCACAGAUGGAGUUCACAGACUUCUCAGCAGCCACUGCUCCACUUGCAAGGAGACCUUCCACUCACUACCUGGAUUGGCAAUCAGACAUUGUCCGUCAUGAGCUGGAAGUGGAAUUGCACGCACAGCUGGGUAACGUAUUGGAACUGAUGGAGGACCCCUCCAAGUACGAUUACCAUGGGGAACGUGCAGUGGAUGCUGUGGAGACUCUGCCACCAACUCCACGUGACACAGGGCCAAAGAGGCCUGGAGCAGAGGCCACACAAGGAUCUAGCAGCGCUCGAAAGGAUUCCAAGCAGGCUGCCGCAAACGAUCCGACAGAGCCGCUAGCUUCACUUGAGGGCCCGCCUACAGAAACCUACGCUGACCCCAAGAAGACCAUCGCCAGUGAGAAGCGCCAAAAGUACUGGGGGCGAGACGCUGCCCCGACGAGCGCGCGAGCACCUCAAUCGGCACGAGCGCCGCCAUCUGCGCGGGGUGCUGCUGGCGCUGGCGAGCCAUCUCCGCGCGAGCGCGGCAGCGCGCGCGGUCAAAAUCAGGGCAGCGCGCGGGGCAGCGCAUCACCUGCUGAGUGA
This is a messenger RNA of Symbiodinium pilosum, 2184 nucleotides long. The record is from the annotation of a GenBank genome assembly. Lineage: Eukaryota; Dinophyceae; Suessiales; Symbiodiniaceae.